AUGCAGUAUCCCUCCCUCCCUCUACGUAUAUGUAUGAGUGUCGGUGUGUAUUUGUAUAGAGAUGCAGUAUUCCUCCUGCUUUUGUGUGUGAGUCCUUAUAUUUAGUGUAUCCCUCCAAACGUCAGCAUUUCACAGAAGCCCUAUCCUUAUUCUAAUCGUCUUUAUAUGCCUCACCUCAUAACUAAAAGUCUUCCACUCAUAACCUCAACGUAACACGUCUUAUCUUAACCUUAUGCGAUCCAUUGCUUCAGAAACUAACCAUAAACUUUCUAAUCUAUAACACCAUAACAGUUGACUAAAGACAUGAAUUAUAAUAAAACAUUCUCUGUAACUGACCCGCAGUUGAGUGAGUCUUCCGAGUGUUCUCUUCAGUGGUGUCUCUUCCACCAGCCAUGCUGGGUGCAGUUUUAGGAUCUCACACUAAUCACAUCCCCAAAACAGCUAUUCUCCUGGCUCUGCCUCUUCUCUGGCUGACUCAGCUGUCUUGUGGUUAUGACCUAAGCCACUUUUAGCAUUCAGGUCAGCCACGCAAAUGUGAUCAGUGUGGUUCCAGUGUUUCAUAACUCUAUCCGGAGCAUAGAAAUCGUAUUAAAUUACUAUUCUAAUUCCUAAUUCUAUGAUCAGGAUUACCUACCAGUGGAUUGGGACUGGUAUUGUUCCAGUGAAGGUUUCGGAUUUCACACAGUUUGUUUGUCUCAAAUGCCAGUUCUUUCUCAUUAGCCUGUAGUGUUUAAAGGGGCAAUCUGCAGUUGCUACAUCAAUUUUUAGACUUUUAGUCCCUGUAUCCAUAGCUCUGUCCAUGAGUUUGAGAGUGGCUACAUUUCUCCAGCACCAUGCCUCAGCUGUUAUUGUUCAAACUGCAGAUUCCCCCUUUGAAGGACAGGGAAGGAGCAGAGGGAAGCAGGGCCAGUGUAGCCAAUACCAAAGGUUAUAGGUUCUACUUCUAAUCUUCUUUCAGUCAACAAAUCAGAACCUGGUCUUACAGAACAAAGUUCCACUUGCUCGUUGUCAUGGCAGUGGGAUUUUAUUUGACCCUGCAACAGCUGCCAUGGUAACAUGGUAGUAGACCAGCUUUUUGGGAAUAUGUGGGAACAGACUUUUAUUAGUAACUGUUUAGCAACCAUAACCAUUUCAUUUUCUACUUAAACUCUGAGGAUAAUGAAAGACAGUAAGGCAACACAUUACCCAUGUGAACUAUCGUAUGCUGCCUGUCAUAAGUAUGAAGUUGACCUCCUGAACUAUACGUUCUGUGUUAUUUGCGUUACAGAGAAUAAGACAGUUGGAAGACAUGAUUGAGAUGCAAAAGAGACAAGUAAAGGAAAUAGAAGAAAAGGUAUAUAUGUCAUGUAGAGGUUCUGAGUGUUAUGGGAGCAUGUAGUCUGACUUUUUAGUUUGAAUUAUUAAAGAUAACAUUAACACUUGUCUUCCUCUCUCCUUUUAUGACCAUUCUUUAAAAUUAUUUUCUUUUUUUAGUUUUUGUUCCUCUUUUUGUUUUUCUCUCUAGCUUUUAUUCUUUGGCCUUAAUGACACUGACCGACAACAG
This is a messenger RNA of Coregonus sp. 'balchen', 1543 nucleotides long. NCBI's taxonomy places the organism in Eukaryota, Metazoa, Chordata, Actinopteri, Salmoniformes, Salmonidae. The record is from the annotation of a GenBank genome assembly.